GCUGUAGGUCAAUCCUUGCGGGUGCUUUUAUUGGAUGUGCCGCUGUCAAGCAGUGCUGAAGAAUUGGAAGGGCAAACGCCAGAAAAGGCAGAGAAAAGACAAACAUAAAAUCAGCAUUAUGUAGCUCGAUUCUGCCUUACCUCCGCUGUCGUCUACCGUAGAUAAUCCCGCCGUCCCCGAUUUCAGAUCCGAAACUUGUGGACACGGAGCGGUCUUGUGUUUUUUUUUUUUUUUUUUUUUUUGUGUUUGUUUUUUCCUCUCUCUCUCUCUCUCUUUCUCUCCCUCUCUCUCUCUCUCUCUCUCUCUCCCUCUCUCUGUCUCUCUGAAGCGAUUGCAUUCUCCAGAGGUGGUACGUCCACAUAUUACAAUCUGACAGCCCUCUACAUCCUUUUUUUUUUUUUUUUUUUUUUUUACGACAGAAUGAGAGAAAUUCGCGGAGCCUGGUAACACUGUAGCCAAUUGCACCCGGGUUUGGACCUCUUUAUAUCAGGCGGAUCAUCCUCAACCCGGUCAUCGGAUGCCUUGAAUGGAGAUUUGCAAGCCAUCCACCGAGAUCUUACCGCUUCCUAAAUUGGUGAAUUGAAGCUGAUAAAUGGAGUGUUGUGUCGGACUACAUGGCAUUAUGUUCCACGCUGGGUGUUUGACAUCGGAGCGACUGACCAGAAUAACACCCUGCAGUGUGAAAAUUUCAGCCUGUUGAUGAUGAACCGCUCAGGACUGGAGCAAAGUGUCGUGAGAACCGGUUUAUGGCCCGUGUCUUGAGCUGAAGUGGGCUACCAGAUUGUUUAAGAGAGAGAGAGAGAAAGAGGGAAAGAGAGUGAGAGGGGGAGAAAAAAAAGCAUCAUAUUUGAUGGCUCCGGGGUGGAGGAGGAGGACGACUACACAUGAAACCUUGGACACAUAAAAUGGAUAAAACUAUUGCGUGAAGCUGGCGGGGGGACUGCAUGGUGUGUUUUUAAGGCCUACUUGAUAACAGUGAAGUUGAGGGGGGGUGGGGGGGAGAGAAAAAAAAAAUAUGAGAAAAUGGUGAUGUGGUACGAAGAAGGCUUGAAGAGGAGCCGGAGUGAGGGAUAAAAUCACCCAUGGGGAUCUGAGCAGACCAGCUGAAGAAUAACGGAAUCCAAGUUUUCGAGGAUAAGACAGCUGCUUUGAUUAAAGACCUCCAAUUAACUUCAUGUGAAAAAGAGAGGGAGGAAAUCAGCUUCCUGGUCGGGGGUGGGGGAUAGAAAGAUUUAUUAUUCAUGCCUUGUGUCAGAGCAAUUGGAGAACCGGCUUUGCUGUGGCCUAGAUGAUACAUAUGUAUUUAUAUAUAUGUAUAUAUAUAUAUUUAAAAAAAUAUGAACCUUUAAAAAGGAAGAGUGGACCCUUUAAGAAAUAAAAAGAAAAGAGAAGACGAAUGACACUCGGGUAGCCUCAAAGUAAAGCACUUGCGCAAAAAGAAAAAGGCUGAAGUGGGUUGAAGCAUGGGCUGUGCUUCAAGUAUUCAUAUCUCUGAUAGGGUGGUCUACCACAGUGGAAAAGAGUCCGAGGAUUCCCACUCACCCCAGCAGACUAAUACCACUCAGCAUCAAGGAAAUCCUGCCUCGGGACUACCCCUAAAACCCCCGAGCUGCAAGACCACAUUAACAGAGGUGCAAUUUGGACCAAUGAAGUUAUUUAAAGACCCACUUCAGGUACUUUUAGUUUUUGCCAAAGAGGACAGUCAGAGUAAUGGCUUCUGCUGGGCAUGUGAGAAGGCCAACUUCAGGUGCAGCAUGGCACGAACACCGGAGUCGGCUCUUGAAUGCUUCUCGGAGAAGCAUCAUGACCUCGUCAUCAUUGACCACAGACAUUCCAGACACUUUGACGCUGAAGCACUAUGCCGGUCAAUUAGAGCGGUCAACUCUUCAGAAAACACUGUGAUAGUCGCCGUUGUGAAAAGGCCAGACAGAGAGGAAGCCUCUGUGAUGCCCCUGAUCAAUGCCGGCUUUAAUAGGAGAUAUGUGGAGAAUGCCAAUAUGAUGGCUUGCUAUAAUGAGCUGCUACAGUUGGAGCAUGGAGAGGUGCGGGCGCAGUUCAAACUGAGGGCUGGAAAUGCUAUUUUCACAGCUCUAGAACAAAGCCAAGAGGCCAUAGAGAUCACUUCUGAAGAUCAAGUAAUUCAGUACGUGAACCCUGCCUACGAGUCCAUUAUGGGCUACCAAAAAGGCGAGCUAAUAGGGAAGGAAAUAAUAGAAGUGCCUAAAAGUGAGAAGAAUAAGCCUGAUCUCCUUGAAACAAUAAAUUCCUGCAUACGGAAAGGAAAGGAGUGGCAGGGGAUUUAUUAUGCCAAAAAGAAGAAUGGAGACAGCAUUCAGCAAAAUGUGAAGAUCACACCUGUAAUUGGACAGGGAGGAAAAAUCAGACACUAUGUGUCUAUCAACUGGCCUUUAAAUGAUAAUAAUAAGAGUGAUAAAACCAGUGAACGUGUGCAGGCAGAGUCUCAGACUGACAUCCAAUCCAGUAAGCACAAAGACCGGAGGAAAGGCUCUCUGGACGUAAGAUCUACAACAUCUCGGGGGAGCGAUGGGAGCUCACAGCGAAGGCACUCCUCAAUGGCCCGAAUCCACUCCAUGACUAUAGAAGCUCCCAUCACGAAGGUAAUCAACAUCAUCAAUGCAGCGCAAGAAAGCAGUCCUAUGCCUGUGGCAGAGGCCUUGGAUCGGGUACUGGAGAUCCUGAGGACCACUGAGCUCUACUCCCCACAGUUAGGCACCAAGGAUGAAGACCCUCACACGAAUGACCUUGUGGGGGGGCUCAUGACGGAUGGUUUACGCAGAUUGUCAGGAAAUGAAUACAUCUUUUCCACAAAACAACCCCACCAUAUUCCCAGUCACCUGAUAACUCCUCUGUCGUUAAACGACAUCCCCCCUCGCAUCGCCCAGACCAUGGAGAAUGAGGACUCUUGGGAUUUUGAUGUCUUCAACUUGGAGGCUGCAACUAUGAAACGGCCUUUGACCUACUUGGGCCUGAAGAUCUUCUCCCGCUUUGGGGUCUGCGAGUUCCUAAACUGCCCUGAGGCCACUUUGCGCUCCUGGCUACAAGUGAUUGAAGCCAACUACCACUCCAGUAACUCCUACCACAACUCUUCUCAUGCAGCUGAUGUAUUGCACGCAACAGCAUAUUUCCUCUGCAAGGAGAGGGUCAAGCAAAGUUUGGAUCCCAUUGAUGAGGUGGCUGCCCUGAUUGCUGCUACUGUGCACGAUGUGGACCACCCAGGCCGCACCAACAGCUUCCUGUGCAAUGCAGGAAGCGAGCUGGCCAUCCUCUAUAAUGACACAGCUGUGCUAGAGAGCCACCAUGCUGCACUGGCCUUCCAGAUCACCACAAGAGAUGAUAAGUGCAACAUAUUCAAAAACAUUGAAAGGAAUGAAUAUCGAACACUACGACAGGCCAUCAUUGAUAUGGUGCUCGCAACUGAGAUGACCAAACACUUUGAACAUGUCAACAAAUUUGUCAACAGCAUCAACAAGCCACUGGCUGCUCUGGAGGAGAAUGGGGGAAACGGUGACGAGGAAUCUGUAAAAAGCGUUCUGACAUCCCCAGAGAAUCGCAUCCUCGUCAAGCGGAUGCUGAUUAAGUGUGCAGACAUCUCCAAUCCAUGCAGGCCUCAGGAGCUCUGUAUAGAAUGGGCCGGACGCAUCUCAGAGGAGUAUUUUGCACAGACGGACGAAGAGAAGAGACAAGGUCUACCAGUGGUUAUGCCUGUGUUUGACAGAAACACGUGUAGCAUCCCAAAGUCCCAGAUUUCCUUCAUAGACUACUUCAUUACGGACAUGUUUGAUGCAUGGGAUGCUUUUGCAGACCUCCCCAAUCUUAUGCAGCACUUGGACAACAACUUCAAGUACUGGAAAGGCCUUGAUGAGAGGAAGCUGCACAGCCUGCGACCACCUCCAGAGUAGGCUCUGCAGUGUCCAACCCCCCGGGACUCUGCAGUCUGGGGCAGCCCUUCUCUCUCGUGCUGGGGCGUCUCUCUCCCUGCCAGCCAAAGGGCCUCCUCGCCUUCACUCUCCUGCUUCUGUAGCACGCCGAGCGUCCACAUGUCCGUCCAUACAGAAACCACAGAAGGACUUCCUGACAGGCAGUUGCAGCGGGGACAUUGCUGGCUUUACAACCCUGUCAGAUGAGAACUGUGACAAACAGACACGGACACACAGCAUCCUUAUGAACUUCUCGUGCCGCUCAGGCAUUCGCAGUGUAGCUGGUCAAGUGACAUGACUGAGAGAGGCUCCUUACAGGUCUCCUGGCAAAGCAUCCGUCCCCUAAUUACCACAGUGGCUCUCCUGUCUGGCUGUGAAGUUGCUGUUUAAGUAAAAACUACUUGUUUACUGAAGGAGCGAGCAACACUGGAGGAGUAGAUGGAAUUGUGGUCUGGAUAUGAAGGUGUCCCAACACCAUCAGGCCAUACAAUCACCUUUGACCUCCAUCCCUUUGCUCGCAGCAAGGCAGGACUACUCCCUCUGCCCCUGGAGGCCACACCAUGAAAGAACACUCCACUGCUUUUUUUUUUUUUUUUUUUGGGCAAUAUACUCAUGUGUCCUUCAGAAACACAUCCAAGUUGACACGUAGCGGUCAUAACAGACAUGUGGGAGGGGAUGCUUUCUUUUUGGGUCAGGGAGUGGAUCUUUACUUUAGGCCACUGCUGAGAGACAGAAACCUCAACAUCAUGAUCAUAGGUAACUAAUUACAGAUGAUUUGGUUUGUUAAUUUUUCUUAGAUGUUUCUUAUUUUCUAUAUUAAAAUUCAUAAAUGAAUUAGUUGAUAAAUAAGAACAAACUGAAUUUCAAAAAGAGAGAGAAAAGCCAAAGCUGAUGAAGAUAAAUACUACUAUAACUCUCAAAAAUUCACAAUUAUUAUUCAUAUGAAGCAUUACCAUAUUAAACAUUUUUAUUUUCUUAUCAAAAGUACAGUACCAGUUUGAAUGAACACUUUUGUAUUGCACUGUAAACAAUAUUAGAAAUGUCUACGUCUCAGUGAUUUGUCCAGGGAUGGGAUGUUGCAUUGUAGAAUAAGCUGUUAUUGUUGAUCAUCAGGAGUUUGUAUGUAUAUGUGAGUGAGUGAGUGAGUGAGUGAGUGAGUGAGUGAGUGAGUGAGUGAGUGUGUGUGUGUGUGUGUGUGUGUGUGUGUGUGUGUGUGUGUGUGUGUGUGUGUGUGUGUGUGUGUGUGUGUGUGUGUGUGUGUGUGAGUGUGUGUGUGUGUGUGUGUGUGAGAGAGUGUGUGUGUGAGAGUGUGUGUGCGUGUGUGUGUUUGGAUUGUAGGUGUGGGUGCGUGGGUGUAUUCAUUGUGCAACAAUCCCUUACUCUUGGUUUAAUGCUGUAAACCGCUCGACAUUUGACAACAGCAGAAAUAUGUGAAAACAUUUUGGACUUGAAAAUUUUUUCUCCCAGAAAUUUUUGUAUCUGGUUUAUCCUACUGAAAAGACUGCCUUAUUUUAUACAAUAUUUAUACAGUACAUCCCACUGUGCAACUGCAACGGACAUCUGGAGUUUUUAUUAUAACAUAGUCAGAAGGUUAUGUUCAAGUAAAUCUCAAUAUUUUUAUAGACAAUGAAUUUUACACUGGAUUUGCAGCAAAUGAGAUCAACCAUUAUAGCUAUCUGAAUACCUGUGAAUUGGAUGGUCAUGUAGAGCAUGUAUACAGAGAACUAAAUGGUUAAGAAGGAUGUGGAUCGCAGAGUUGUCUAUCACUGUCUUUAAGCAGUCUCCUAGAGGCCAGCUUGCAUUGAUUUUUGAUCAAACACCAUUCUAUUUUGGCCACUUGUCCAACAUCCUUAUGCACAGACCCAGGGAACAGCUUUUUGUUCGAGGCUGGUUUCAGAUUAGGAUACUAAUAUAUGUUAAAGAUUGUUGCUUAUUAAGAAUAUUUCCUCUUUAAACAGUAUAUAAAUGCCAUAACAGCUAAGCAAAUGAUGGUUAAUAAGAUGUAUUGACCAUGGUUAUCUUUGUUUCUCUCUUAUGACAGAAUUGUACACUCAAUCAGGGGAUUUGUUUGUUCCUUCUGAUUCACAUCUUGGUCUGAAGGCACGGAAAAAAAAUUAGAAACUAUUCAAUGAAAAAUAAAAUAAUGUCAAUUAUAA
Molecule: messenger RNA, 6094 nt
Organism: Dicentrarchus labrax (European seabass)
Lineage: Eukaryota; Metazoa; Chordata; Actinopteri; Moronidae
Gene: pde8a
Product: phosphodiesterase 8A
Exons: 22
Coding region: 1464-3920 (818 amino acids)
Biological process (GO): positive regulation of ERK1 and ERK2 cascade; regulation of DNA-templated transcription; signal transduction
Molecular function (GO): 3',5'-cyclic-AMP phosphodiesterase activity
Source: RefSeq, a predicted model, not a curated record